Talaromyces rugulosus is the source of this 8706-nucleotide messenger RNA. RefSeq lists its product as uncharacterized. The transcript has 3 exons. The coding region runs from base 1 to 8706 and encodes 2901 amino acids. The record is from RefSeq and is a predicted model, not a curated record. Lineage: Eukaryota; Fungi; Ascomycota; Eurotiomycetes; Eurotiales; Trichocomaceae.
AUGUUCUUCUUCAGCCCCACCACUAUUCUGGUGGGCGUGUUGUUGCUCUAUGUCUCGUCAUUUAUCCUGUUCGCCAUCGUGCGCAUCGCUACCGGCGUGUCCAUCCAGCGCAUCGGCUAUUUCUCCCUGAGACGCAUUGCGUAUGCCCCUCAAGACGGCGUGCAAAUCGACCUCCGCGGACUGGGCUUGUCCCUGCAUCGACCGUCGUUUUCGCAGCCGACAUGGAUCAGCCUGCGCCUCACCGAUCUCAAAGUGACGCUGGACCCGAAGUUGCUGAAGAAUGGGAAUAAUGGCAAAGGAGCUUUGUCACGCCCGGGUUCUGCGAACGGCACCCCCGCGCUUCCCCAAGAUGCCUCCUUUGGCGCUGCAACAACCAAGAGCCCGUCUCGCCGCAGCGAGACCUGGAAGAGACUGACAAGGCUGAAGGAGAGAAUAAAGCGAUUGCAUUCUUAUAUUCACUGGGUUGCCAUGAUCGAUGUGCACGCCAUCAACACCUCCGUGCACUUUGUGGAUGCAGGCCAUAUCCAGGUUGGCGCUCUGACAAUGGCUGUUGAUACCAGGCGAAAGAUGGUGGAGCGUGGCAGACUGUUCCGCCACAAGAAGCAACAAUCGCAGGAAUCACGUCCCGCUGAAUGGAUCUUGACCGUACGCAACAUCUUGUUGGCAGUCGAUGGCCGCGAACCGAUGGAACUCUUGGACAACCUCCAGCUGAACAUACACGGCCACUUAUACCGAGAUCUAGAAGGCCUGCGAGACACAUCUGUUGCCGUCAAGAUCGGCCGACUCCACGUUCCGUACGACGAUCUGAUGAUCCUUUCGCAACGGGUCCGAGAAGUCGAAAAGACCCAUCUCAAACCCGAAUCACCUACCGAGACCGACGACGAAAUAUCCUUUGCCGAUUUUGUAGAAGAGCUGGACAAGCCUGGUUCGAGAGAAGAUGUCAUUGUCCAAACGGUGGCCGAUUCCAAGGAAUUUGUCAGUUCCAUUCUCCGUGGCAUAGAAGAGAUUCAACUUGCUUUGAGUUUCUUCCGUGUAUCCAGAGGCGUUCCGAUUACUUUAGCUGGGGAAAAGGAGCUACAACUCAACCUUGUCACUCAUGAAAUUGGUAUCGACCUGCAUCGAAUGGACCCCAAAUCGCCAGCACAUCGAAUGUACUUUCAGAAACGUGAUGUGGCCCACCAGGCUUUACUCGCUGCCAUUUCAGUAUCCGUCAGUCUCGAGGAUUGCUCAGGUGCCACUGAUAGGCUUCUUUACAUCCCCAUGGCCACGACUACAAUAAAAACAACCUUUCCUUCAAAGACAGUCAGCUUUUCAGACGAGCAUGACGCUGAUGCACGGAACAGCAAUGUCCUUUUCGCCAACCUAGUCAUUACCUCACCUUCGCUUGAUAUGGAGACCCGCCAUGUCUCCCAAUUUUUUCGCCUAGCACAAGCAAAACCCUCAUCCCCUCGCCGAAAGAAGCGAGAUAACCAUCAUAUCAUUUCACGACUACUACCAAAGGCUAGCAUCAAACUCUCCGUUCAUGAACCUGUGGUGCGAUUUGUGCUUCCCAUUCCAGAGGAAGACGCAGUUGAUCCCGGUGAUUACAACCUUCUAAUAUCUUCCAUCUCCUCAAUAUCACUAGACAUUGAAUCGUCUCACUCUGCCGAGGCCGGAAUUGACUAUUCCUUGUCUUCCGUCUACCGAGUCUCUUCUCACCAACUCUAUUAUCAGACACCAGCUGGCGUAAAGCACAACCUUCUCCAAACGAAGAACAUGGAAGUGCGCGUUCAUCUUAACGCCACGCCAGAAGUUUGUGUCUUUGUGUCGGGCAGUUUGAAUUCAUUCUCCAUACACAUGGUAAACGCCGACGUUAACCGUGGAAUUAAACAAGUUGUGGAACAAUUCAAGGCCCAGCUGAAGCCAAGACGAGGGAUGCAAUCAACCACCUCAGAGCAAAAGGUGAGCUUUCUGCGCCGCCUUCCGCCUUGGCUCAUGCGGGUGCAAUUCGAAGCAAGCGAAUUGACCUUCGAAGUUUCUGGUCCUCCUCCUGGGUCAUCCAAAACGCCACGCGGAGUUGCUCUUCAGCUGGAAUCCUGGACAGCCGACUACCGUGCACAAAAACUAGAGCCUAUGAAAAUAAGCUCUAGACGACGGACGUCUAGUCAUUCGCAUCCUUCUAUCAGCGACGACCCUGCGUUCCGAUUCCCCCCUACUUCUCCUCCCCGAAGGUCUGCCAACGGACAUGCAGAUGGUAGAAGGCUCGCAGUCCACUUUAGAGGACUGGAAGGCUUCGUGAUCGAGGCUGAAGAUUACAUGGAACCUGAGUCUUUCCUUUCCCUACCGCGCUGUGAAGUUGCUUUUAGCAGCCAGAGUGACCUUCAGGGUCCCAUCUUCCACAUCAAUUCCUCUAUGAAGGCUUUAUACUUGGAGUUCUCAUUAUAUAGAACUUACUCUCUAGGAGUCGCCGGGAAUGUUCUCCACGAAACAUUUAUGCGAAGUUCAGCUGAGAAAGCGUCGAAGGACUAUCAAUUCAAGGCAUUCUCGAAAACCUCACUGCCGGCUCCAGUUCCGCCGUCACAACGUGCCGAGCUGACAACCAUUGAUCUCCGGGUUGGUCUCGUGCAAGUCAAGGCCAUCAUGCCAGAUGAUCCCCGACUGAUGCUUCAAGUCUAUGGCCUUGCUGCAGGCAGUCACCGCUGGUCGGCUCCUUUCUUUAGAUGUCAAUUAGCUCGAUUACACGUUGCUGCCCCCAGGAUGAAGGGUGUUUGGGCCAGGUUCAUUUCGAUGACCACGAUGAGGGUUGAUCUACGAGAAAACAGGAAAAUGCAUGGCCGCGAAUUCAGAAUCGAGCGUUCUAUCGACGUAUCAGCAGAUUUUAUCCGACUAGGCGUUCCCCAUCACUUGAUCGUGCACCGGGUGUUUAACAAUUUUACAAACACCUUGAAGGCUCUAAAAGCCUUGCGACACCGCUACAAAACCGAUUCUGAUGAGGACAUCCUCCAUAAAGACCCAGAGGGACCCAAGAUUGUACCUCGCAUAUCUCUGCGUAGCAAAGCUCUUGCUUUCCAGCUUGAAGAUGACGCUUUCGAAUGGAGACUUGGAUGCAUUUACCGAGCAGGCCUUGUUGAGCAGAGACAUCGUCUCGCGCGAGAGGAAGCCUUCCGAUUGAAAGCCCAAAAGGUCAAAGACGCAGACAACAGAAGAAAUUCUUCCCGUUAUCGCGCACAUUCGGCUCACCCAGAUUCGCACCUUGGACGAAGAAGUGAUGACAGGAGGCGAAGUGCAAGCGUUGGCCCCAGAGAAUCUCGACGGUCUUUCGACAACAAAGCAAGGUAUGGGCGAGUCCGUUACGACACAGACGGCGCUGCAAGCAUAUCAUCUACAGCUAAGAUAUCGGAGAAAGAGGCAUUGCGUCGACUGCAGGAAUACAAUUCUCGUAAUUGGAAGACGAAAAUUGAUGCAGCAAUGCAAUUCCAAGCCAAAUCUAUUAGCAAUCUGCGCAAUGCCUUCGCUGGAGUUGAUCAACCGCCUGAUGAUGUCGAGGAUGACGAGCCGAUCCUUGCCAUACCAAAUCGACCGUCGUUGAUGUCCACAUUGAUCAGUGAUUUGCACCUGAUCAUUGACAAACCUUCCUUCCCAGUCACCGAAUAUGCUAGCUUUCUACACAAGAUUGGAAAGGGUAUGCCAGUGGACAUGCAAUACUCUCUUCUUAUUCCUAUGAAUAUUCAUUUAGAUAUGGGAGAAGCCAGGGUCACUCUCCGUGACUAUCCACUCGAUCUUCUCCAUAUCCCUGCUCUUCGUCCAGGUCAAUCCCCUCGACUGCCAAGCUGGUCCUUGAAGACAGACUUUGUGAUUGCUGAAGAAUAUCGAAACUUCGAAUCCACCCGAGAUGUAAGAGUUUGUAUCGUUCCUCCCGCCAAGUCCCCGGAUGGAGAUGUAACGGAGGGAGUCUAUGUCAACAUUCGACGAACUGUUGCACCAGUCAAAACAUACUCGGAGCCUCGUUUUGAAAUCAAUACUAGUCUUCCAACGAGUUUUACUUGGUGUAUGUCGUAUCAACCUGUCAUACAGGACAUGAUGAAGAUCAUAGAAGGGUUCACUAAGCCUGAAGUGGACUUAUCUGAGCGGGUUGGUUUCUGGGAUAAGAUCAGACUCAGCUUCCACUCCAGGAUCAGGGUUUGGUGGAAGGGGGACGGUGAUGUCCAUUUGCGUCUAAAGGGAUCCCGCGAUCCAUAUAUAAUCACAGGAUUUGGAGCUGGCUUCGUCAUGUGUUGGCGCAAGGACGUGCAAUGGGACAUCCACCCCAACGAUGACCCUAAAGAGUUCAUGACUGUCGCUAGUGGAGAAUAUGUCCUCGCUGUACCGGAUUACAGCCACGAGGCACGGUAUUCAUACGAAUAUGCUAUGGAUGACUCAAAGUCACAGGCUUCCAUUCAAUCCUCCAAGAACGCUGCACACUUCAAAAAGGUCUUGAUGAAACUGUCAGGUAAUGUGAAGUGGCUCGCCGGGUUAGUGUUUGAACGCAACGUGGACCAAGGCCGGUGUUUCGAUUUCAAGCCUCACUAUGAUGUGGUCCUCCGCAAUCCCCUAUAUAUAGAUGGAUCUAUGAAAAAGGAUUAUGAUGCAUUCCGUGGAUUCCGAAGCAACCACAUUCACCUUUCGGUUUCGGUUAUGGCUCCGUCAACCCCAGAUCAAAUAACGCCAAACUACAAUACUGUCCAUCUUACGCCCCGUAUCUUUACUCACUUCUUCUAUUGGUGGUCGCUUUUCACUGGCGUCAUGUCCCUUCCUGUGCGACAAGGGCCCUUGUGGCCAGGCGUUACCAAAACAAGCAAAAAGUUUGGUCGACAUCUUGCCACGGUCAAGUACAAGCUUAUUUUGUCUCCUUUGUUUGUCUCACACAUUUACAAGCACAAAGAGCCAGAGGACUACGGCGAAGAUGUGGUGGCUGCAACAGGUCUCAAGGUCCGCCUCGCCAACUUCAAAUUCGAUCUGCAUCAGAGGCGAGAGCAAGUCACCACUCCGAUACGAGGUCGUCUCAAACAGCUAAAGUCAAGCGCUAUGCGAAUCAACCGCGCGGAACUGGACUUUGAAGCCGCCGACUUUAGAGCUGUUUCUGCCAGCAUUGAAGGGACUACUAUGGAGGAUGUUGAAGCCAGGCCAGAAGAGAUUGUAUCAUCCUUGCAACAGCCUACUGCCGCUGUGGACCUGUCUCGCUUCACGAUUCCCGACCAAGAUCUAAGCUGGAUUGACAUGGAUGACUUUGUCGAACUCGACUGGAUCCUUCCCCAGGAAUCCACGCCCAAGACACAAAUAUUACCUCUUGCGUACACCCCUCGUUUCACGUACUUUCGACAAACGGAUCAUAACAGCACGUCGUUAGCUAAGACUGGAUUCAGUGCAUUUGGUGACGAACCAACCCAUGAGUGUGUCAUGUCUCAGGGUAACGAUCCGCGACGAGUGCAGAUGGAUCUCAUCAAGGGCCGUAUAGCCAACCUGCAAAUACAGUCUGAAAACCAUGAACUUCAACUCAACGAGCACGAGCUCCAGCUUGUCCAGGAAGGCGGCGAGAAUCACGACCUCAAAGUGAAGCAUGAGUUGCUCGUUCGGCAGGCAGAGUCUCUGGCAAGACGACGCAAGUUUCUAACUGCUGGACUUCGUCACCUUGAGAAACUCAUAUUUGGCGAAGAAAACGACAACGACGCGACCAGUAGCGAAGCUCAAGAAAGUGAUUGGUCGUCACGAACCGGAGAAAACUUGGAGUCCAACAGUGACGGUGGCGAGUCCGUAAUAGACGGUAACUACGAGCCGCCGGAUGUUGAGCUGGCGACCGAUUUCAAUAACCGUUUCACUAUUCACAAUCCUCAAGUCAAGUGGAACAACUCCCUACGAGACAUCAUGGUGCGCUAUGGCCAUCAAGUCAGUCAGAGACGAGGUUUUGUGUAUUACAUGUCGCGCCAGGCCGUAAAAUUCAUUACCGACAUCGUUGACGAGCAGAACAAGAACAAACGCAAGCGGAAAGGAUUUUUCAAUCGCUCCCCCGAUCGUGAAGAUAGUCAGGAGCGGAAAGACGACGACAGCGUAGAGGAACGCAUCGAGCAGCUGUUACAUGAUGCCAAGAGGUUCGUGAACGCAGAUGACCCUUCGACAACCUCCCCGAAUGAACGGGCACACCCCAAAUCGGGCGACUUUAGCGACAAUAUAUCGCCGGAAUUCACGCCGCAGAACAGCUAUCACCUGCAUCUGAUUGCUCCUCAGAUACAGCUGCAAAGCGACAAGAAUCCACGAUCUGUCACGCUGGUUGCUGCUAAGGGAAUGGCGUUGAAGGUGGUAUCAAUCAUGGACAAGCGUCGGGUCAGUGAUGACGUUAGCGGGCUGGUCCAGCGUCGUUUCUCCGUGCACAUGGAUGGCGCUCAGUUUUUCGUUGCAACACAGAAGAAUCUCAAGGCACACUUGCAGUUCUAUGCUGGAAACAAAUAUGGAAAUGCGCCGGGCUCGGCUUGGCCACCGUGGCUGACCUUGGAAGCCAUGUUUGACUUUGAGCUCAAUCCGUUCGGUUUCUCGCGGAUUAUCCAGAGGACUUCGGCUUCUCUUCGGUACGAUAAGUUCAAUAACCUUCGUCUGAAAUACAACGAUGAAGUGGCCAAAGGGGAGGGAGAUUCUACGCUUCAUCAUGACUAUGGCGAGGGCCGUGUGGACCAGGUCUGGGUGGACUUCCCUGAUGUGCGAGCAAUUUGCGACUCGAACGAAUACUAUACCAUGUACAUUAUCGUUUUGGACUUGCUGCUCUAUAAUGAACCGCUGGAGAAGGUCAGGAGCGAGAAGCUGGAGAAGAUCAUGUUUGCCUCUGAUUUCAGCGAUCUCCGAGGCGCGCCAGAGAUGGUCUAUAAGCUACAGGAGCGUAUUCGCCAGCUGGAGGAAAUUAGAGACUAUUUCCAAAUCCAGGCUCAACACUUGGAUGUCCAAGGCUGGCAGGAUCGCAUCACUCUCGAGAAAGAUUUGGUCAGCUGCGAAGACGAAUUGUUCUUCAUCAUGAAAGCCAUCACAACCUCACAGAGACGAACUGAUGAGCGAGCCUUAUCGCAAGCCAGUGCCUCGCUGCGCUACUGCCUAUCGGCUUCAGAUAUUGUCUGGCACCUUAUGCGUGAUAAGAAUGAACCGCUGGUGGAAUUUCAAUUACGCAACGCAUCGUAUGAACGGACAGACCACACAGACGGGUCAAAUCAUAACAUGAUCGAAAUCGAGCGUUUGUACGCUCUGAAUCUGCUAGAGAAUGCUCUCUACCCUCAGAUGAUUGUCCCUUACAUGGACCAUAAAAGCCGAAUCGAGAGCGGAGAUAUGAUGCUUCGCGUGCAGUGGUACAUGUUAGAAGCCGUGGCUGGUAUCCCGGUCCUGGACCAAUUCGAAGUGAAUCUCUUCCCGCUCAAGGUGCAAUUGGAACGGGAGUUAGGCAAGAAGCUCUUUGAAUACAUCUUCCCCGGUAUGGGAUCCAACGCCUUUGAAGGCAGCGGCGGAUUCUCCCCUUUUAUGGUCAAACAUAUCAUACCUGUAGACGAGGAAGAUGAGGAAGAAGAUAACGCCGGCGACGGGGAACUCACACCUGACUUUGUGUCAACGCCCCGUAGCCAGGCUAGCUCUUUAGCAGGAGACGAUUCACAGGCCCCGGCAGGCCCCGGUUCAAUCGAACUUAGGCUACAGCCGACUUUGAGUCUACCGGACAAUCGCAAGGGACAGCAACAUGGGAAUCAAUUACGGCCCAGCCGGUUCCGAGUCGCGCCGAUGACACGGAUAACCAAGGAUAACAAUCGUCUGUCACCAGGCGACCGACCUGGGUUACCUCUCCGUUCGCCAACCCAGAUUGGUGGUCUCUCGAAGAAAAAGUCCGCGGAAAGUAUUCGAGCAUUGACAAGAUCCUCCACCGAAAAGGCGGCCAGUAUCAUGUCUAGUAAUUCGACGACAGUGGGCGAACCAAAGAAAUUCUCACUCCGAGGUGCGAAGAAAGAACAGACAGACGACAUUACGCAGAUGAUGUCCCGAGCGUCCAACUACAUGAUCCUUGCCAAUGUCAAGAUCAACGACGUCGUUCUUUGCCUGAGCUACAAGGGGCGAGGAGAGCGCAACAUUGAGGACGUGCACGAUUUCGUCUUCCGUCUGCCUGUGCUGGAGUACCGGAACAAGACAUGGUCGAACCUGGAACUUGCUCUCCGUCUGAAAAAGGACGUUAUCAAAGCGUUAAUCUCCCAUGCGCCAGCCAUUCUCGGCAACAAGUUCUCUCACCCACGGCCAACUAAGCAGCAGCAGCAACGGCUGCGAGAGCUAGCAACCUCGUCCCAAAUUAUCCUCCCGUCGUCCGAUGCAUCGUCUGCCUUGGGAAUUUCCUCGCCUCGAAAUAUAGCCAGUCGCAGCUCCCAUGCCGAAACCUCUGGAUCGUCGUCUCUACACCAGUCGGUCAGUGGCUCUGACACGUAUCCACUGGGCCAGACAGCUUCGUAUUCGUCGAGCCAUGUCAGUUCCAGAGAGCCGAGUAUCAUGAUCUCGGAGCCUCCGACGGCUGAUGCAGAGCAGGAGGAAGAACCCUCUAAACGACGAAGCUUUACGUCUGAGCGCCCUCCUACUUCUCGCAGCAGCAUCGGCGGCAAUUCUCAUGAAGAGAGUUCCAAGAGAAGUAUUCGCAAUCUAGGACGCAAGCUAUUAUAUCGACACAGUGUGAACACAAACGAAUAA